UCCUAAACUAGUUCUAGUUUAGUUGUGGAGAAGAAAGAAAGAGUAAACGAGAGACUAAAACAGUGUGAUGAAUUUAUGGAGUCUGACAUUUUUAAAGUUUUCCUGCUGGCGAUUAAUAUCCAUAAAAUUGCCACACCACUGAUGUGACACAGCAGGAAAUCGUUGAAGAUUUGACUAUAUAAUUGAAAGCCAGCUAAAAAUUGAACCCUAUUGAAAGUCAAAGUCAACUUUCCAUCUUUGCUAUUCAGUGAAAUUGCCCAAUUUUAGUUUCCUCUUCAAGUUCUGGGUUCAUCAACUGAUUAGGGUCUUAUUUGGGGUUUUUUAUUUGGGGGUUUGAUGAUGAAGAAAUUAGGGUUUGUGUUUGCUGUUUUACUGAGCUAUUUGGUAGUAGAAAUUGAAUCAAUUUGCAGUAGAGGUUGUGAUUUGGCUUUAGCUUCAUACUAUGUUCUGCCAGGUGGGACUAUUUCUGUAAUAGCAGAUUACCUAGACAGUUCACCUGCUGAUAUUGUGAGCUAUAAUCCCGAACUCCCAAGUGCAGAUAGUGUUCAAGAUAAUACGCGGAUUAAUAUCCCGUUUUCGUGUGAUUGUAUUGAUGGGGAUUUUCUAGGUCAUGUUUUUAGUUACCGGAUUCAGACUGAUGAUACUUAUGUUUCGAUAGCUGGAACGCGAUAUGCCAAUCUUACUACACCUAGUUGGAUUGAGAGCAACAAUAACUAUACACCAACUAACUUACCCCCUGGUGGUGAUCUUAAUGUGACAGUUAAUUGUUCUUGUGGGAACAGCAGCGUCGUCAUUAUGGUGUUGUUAUCUUCCGUUCUUUCUCCGCUUCGUCCUGGUGAUAGUUUAAGUUUUGUUGCUCAGCUGACGAAUGUGAGUGCCAGUUUGUUGCAGAGGUAUAAUCCUGGUGCAGACUUCAGUGCUGGAAAUGGGCUUGUUUUUAUUCCUGGUCGAGACAGAAAUGGAAAUCAUCCACCGUUGACAUCAGGUUCGAGCCCAGGUGGCUCAGGCUCCGCCUCCUCAGGAGUCUCUCCUGGAGCCAUAGCCGGUAUAUGUGUGGCUGUUGGACUGAGUUUGUUGUUAGUUGGUUGGUAUCUUGUCUACAUAAGAAGAAAGAAGAAGAAAGAGACCUUACUCCAGCCAUCACAAAGUGAAGAUGUAACUGGACAAUCUGGAGGUGUGACAGUUAAUCCUAAGCAUCCUGGAGUAGCAGUCGACAAGUCAGUGGAGUUUCCAUAUGAAGAGCUUGCACAUGCUACUGAUAAUUUCAGCUUAGCUAACAAAAUUGGUGAAGGUGGUUUCGGAGCUGUUUACUAUGGGGAGCUAAGAGGCGAGAAAGCAGCCGUCAAAAAGAUGGAUAUGCAAGCAACAAGAGAAUUUCUUGCUGAGCUGAAGGUCUUGACGCAUGUUCAUCACUUGAACUUGGUCCGCUUGAUUGGGUACUGUGUUGAGGGUUCUCUUUUCCUGGUGUAUGAAUAUAUCGAAAAUGGUAACUUAAGUCAACAUUUGCGUGGUUCAGGAAAAGCUGCCCUGCCAUGGCAUGCCAGAGUACAAAUUGCUCUUGAUUCAGCAAGAGGUCUUGAAUAUAUUCAUGAGCACACUGUACCUGUCUAUAUUCAUCGUGAUAUUAAAUCUGCUAACAUAUUGAUAGAUAAUAAUCUCCACGCAAAGGUUGCAGAUUUUGGACUGACAAAACUAGCUGAGGUUGGAAAUGCGUCUUUACCAACUCGUUUGGUGGGUACAUUUGGAUACAUGCCUCCAGAGUAUGCCCAGUUUGGUGAUGUAUCUCCCAAAGUAGAUGUUUUUGCUUUUGGUGUUGUUCUCUUUGAGCUCGUAUCAGGCAAGGAAGCUGUGGUAAAGGGAAACGGAAGUGUUCUGCAACCACAAGGCCUUGCUACUUUGUUUGAGGAUGUUCUUCGUCAGUCUGAUCCAAGCAGCAUAUCCAAACUCAUCGAUCCAAGACUGGGAGAAGAAUACCCUCUUGACUCUGUUCUCAAGAUGGUAGAGCUUGCAAGAACAUGCACGCAAGAUAAUCCCGAGCUUCGACCGAGCAUGAGAUCAGUUGUUGUUGCUUUGAACUCCUUCUCAUCAACCACAGAAACAUGGGAUAUAGGUUCGUUUUAUGAGCAUGGCCUUAAGAACCUUGCGUCUGGAAGAUAGUUAGAAAUGGACUAUGCUAACAUAACAACUUCUAGUUCUACCUAUUCUUUUCUGAUGUAUAUGAACAAGUGAUGUAGAUAAAAUGGUUGUGGUUUGGUGGCUCUUUUACUUACCUUUUUGUUAAUCCUUUUUUCUGCCUUUUAUUCUCUGAAGUACAAUGAAAAGAAAGAAAAAGAUUUCUGAUUGUGUGCUUCUAACUCAAA
This is a messenger RNA of Beta vulgaris subsp. vulgaris (sugar beet), 2360 nucleotides long. Its product is annotated as chitin elicitor receptor kinase 1. NCBI's taxonomy places the organism in Eukaryota, Viridiplantae, Streptophyta, Magnoliopsida, Caryophyllales, Amaranthaceae. Gene Ontology annotation, biological process: protein phosphorylation; innate immune response. Gene Ontology annotation, molecular function: transmembrane receptor protein kinase activity; ATP binding. The record is from RefSeq and is a predicted model, not a curated record.